Messenger RNA from Tyto alba (common barn owl), 1732 nucleotides. It is a transcript of the gene ASZ1, whose product is annotated as ankyrin repeat, SAM and basic leucine zipper domain containing 1. The record is from RefSeq and is a predicted model, not a curated record. NCBI's taxonomy places the organism in Eukaryota, Metazoa, Chordata, Aves, Strigiformes, Tytonidae. Gene Ontology annotation, cellular component: pi-body. The transcript has 14 exons. Gene Ontology annotation, molecular function: protein binding. Gene Ontology annotation, biological process: piRNA processing. Bases 94 to 1572 code for a protein of 492 amino acids.
GCACCCGGCACGCGACGGUCCGUUACGGCACCGCCCAGCCCCCGUGCGCGGGAAAGCGGCGCGGCCGCCGCGGGCCACGUGACCCACCGCGCUAUGGCCGCCGCGGCGUGGGGAUCCCGCGUCGUGGCGGGGGGGGACGAGGACGGCGACAGCGAUGAGGACGGCUGGGAUAUCGGCGUCGUGGGGGUUGAGCCGCAGCAGUUGGAUCAAAUGUUGCAGGCAGAUAAGAAUGAAGCAUUAAAGAAGGCUCUGUUUCGUGGUGAUGUGUCAUUAAUUGAAGAACUCUUAAACUCUGGUAUAAACAUAGAAUCUAGCUUUCAGUUUGGAUGGACUCCCCUGAUGUGUGCUGCAAGUGUGGCUGACUUUGCAGUAGUGCGUCUUCUUCUGGACAGAGGUGCUAAUGCAUGUUUUGAAAUAGAUAAGUACACUGUGCUGAUGGCAGCGUGCACUGCGCAAGCUUCAGAGGAAAACAUCUUGAAGACUGUAGAACUGCUUCUAUCAAGAAAUGCUGACCCUAACCUCACUUGCAGGAGGCAAAUGACUGCAUUGAUGUAUGCAGCUAGAAAAGGCUAUCCUCAGGUUGUUGCUCUUCUUGUCGCUCAUGGAUCACACAUAAAUGCCCAAGAUGAAAAUGGAUAUUCAGCAUUAAUAUGGGCAGCACAGCAUGGACAUAAAAGUGUCAUUUUUAAGUUGCUUGAGCUGGGAGCUGACAAAAAUCUACAGACUAAGGAUGAGAAAACAGCAGCAGAGCUUGCAAAAAUCAAUAAACAUUCAGAGAUUUAUAGUUUACUCUCUUUGGCUGCAAAUCACUUGCAAGGGAGAUACCAUGAAACAAUUAAGCAAGAGGCUAUCUACAAAUUUCUGACAGCUGUCCCUGACAACAGAGUUGGUUCCUGUUUUGAUGACAUUGAAGUGUUUUUACAUGGUCUUGGUCUAGAACAUGUAAUAGGAUUAUUGAAGGAAAGAGAUAUAACUUUAAGACAACUUCUGAUCAUGCAAAAAGAUGAAUUAAUACAGGGGACACUGGGGGAAGGGGAGAGAAUUGUGGACCUUAGUGAAUGGCUGAGCCUUAUGGUUCCCUUCUCCAAAGAGAUUGGCAUUACAAAUCCUGGAGAUCAACAGAAACUCCUAGGUGCUACUAAGGAGUUGCAGGUGGAAGAAAUAAGAAUUGGAGAACUCUCUGAAGUGACAAAGCUGGAAUUGAGUGGAGAUGAAUUCCUCAAGUUUCUUCAGAAGUUGAAUAAAGAGUGUAGUAAGUUGACCAUUCCUGUGCAGACUGUGAACAAGCAUUUCCUCAAAAAUUCUCACAAGGUAGUAAUGCAGUGGGCACCAGCUGAAAGUUUCAUUGAAGUGUGCAAAGACUUGGUUUGCAGUGUUGAAAAGCUGGGAGAAGAAGUGGCCAAACUGAAGGACCUGGUGGAGAAGCAUGAACAGAAGAAUGACCCCAGCCGAGUGAAACUUCCAGAAAAAGCACCCACCUUGGAAAAAAGAUUAGUAAAAAUGGGAGCAGUAACAUUGCUUGGAUUUGGUUUUUUCUUCUUUAUAACUAAGUUAGCGGUAACAAAAACCUGACUUAUGAAUACUUUUGGAAAACCUGGUUGCGUUAUGCUUCUGUUCAGUAUAUGCAUCUGAGCUGAAGUAAUGUGAAAAUUUGUGUAGCUUCUCAUCAUAUCUGUAGUAUUUGCAUCCAGUAAGUACUUUGAUCUAGAAAUAAAGUUGUUAAAAAUUAAAA